UAGACAUGGAACUCUCCCGAGACAAAUUUCCUCAGUGCUAGAUACAACUCUAGAGGAUUCCCAGGAUAGUGUAUUCUAUGAUGUUGGCCGAAGCGGAAAUCUCAAUAUUCCCACUACUACAGCUGCAAGUAUGUUGAGAAAAGGAAGAAGGAGUAGGGCAGGGUCUUUAUCUUCCCCAUCACAUGAACUACCACCUAGAUUAGGCAUAUCAGGUUUGUACACAGAUUAUAUGGAUCGGCGGAACCACUCAAGCGGCGGAGGCAGUGUUUCUCCAACAUCUCCCAUCCCAACUCCGCCUCCGCCUGUUCAUGUCUCCACCCUGGGCAGAUGGGGAUUCCCAACCAAUGGAAUCUCGAACGGGCAUCCGCCCUUUUCCAACUCUCCGCCAAUGCAUAUUGAAACAUCUCGAGAGCUCACCAGGCGGAUUAAUGAACUGGGUUCCAACCAUGAUCUUGAUGUUCCUGAUUCUAUGGGUCAUCUUCACCUGGAUAAUUUUAACCGUAGGCUUCCACAACCCUACACCCAGACCUACCAUCACCCUGCUAGGAUGGGAUCUGAGAGUAUUGGAAUUAGAUCUGGAAUUUCAAAGCCAUACAAACACUAGAGACCCAGCUUUGUGUAUAAACUGUAAACAAAAAGUCUAUA
This is a messenger RNA of Eurytemora carolleeae, 645 nucleotides long. RefSeq lists its product as uncharacterized. The transcript has 7 exons. The record is from RefSeq and is a predicted model, not a curated record. Lineage: Eukaryota; Metazoa; Arthropoda; Copepoda; Calanoida; Temoridae. The coding region runs from base 131 to 604 and encodes 157 amino acids.